Messenger RNA from Funneliformis mosseae, 1677 nucleotides. The record is from the annotation of a GenBank genome assembly. Lineage: Eukaryota; Fungi; Glomeromycota; Glomeromycetes; Glomerales; Glomeraceae.
AUGAGUUUGAUCUUUAGAUAUUUUAAACCGAGAAUUCUCGGGAAAUCUUAUGAAAAUAUUCGAUUUGGAAGAAAUUAUUCUCUAUCUAUACAAAAUUCAAUAAAAGAAGAACAUUUUUCUGAUUUGGCCAAAGACCAAGCUUUCAAACAAGUUUUGGACGAUAUAAAUAAAGCUUUAUCUUCAGCUUCCAUACAGGAUUCUUUGUAUAAUAUAGAAGGAUACGAAGAAAAACCAUAUGUGCGCAAAUCACCCGAAGCCAGUUUCGGCAGCAAAAGAAUCGGUUGGGUAAUGUUACCCGAUUGGCUAAAUGAAGCAGUUUUAGAAACUAUCAAAGAACACGACAGGGAAAUCAUUAAACAAGAUGCAAAAAGAAUCUAUUUAUCCCUGCGGUCCACUACUGGUUAUAACCCUAAUUCUGGCAUAGAUUUAAAAGACCCCAUCAUGGGUCCAUGCAAAAGCGCACUAAAUACAUUCAAGCGCUUUGCUCAGGAAAACGAAGUCAAACCUCACGUUCUUGAAUAUGGUAAUCGUGAGGCAAUAGCUUAUCUCGCAGGCUAUUUACCAAUUUCUUAUGGUCCGAUUUUCAAUGUCCUCACUGAACUAAAAAGCAGAAUUCCAGACUUUUCACCACGGAAUGUCUUAGAUUUUGGAACUGGACCCGGAACAGCAAUAUGGGCAACGCACGAUAUUUGGGGUAAAAGUGAUCAGAAUUUUUUGGGCAUUGACACCUCCGAAUCAAUGUUGAGAACAGCGGAGAAGCUGUUAUCAUUUCAUUCUAAUAAGGAUCAAAUAAAAAACAUUGAAUUUAAGCGAUACCUUACCUAUGAGCCACACUUGAAACACGAUCUCGUAAUUAGCGCAUUCGCUUUGAAUGAGCUGUUAAACGAUAACGUUAGAGAAACUGUUUUGGAAUCCUUGUGGAAUAAGACGAGCGAUAUACUGGUUUUAAUCGAAAACGGUACUCCGGCUGGAUUUAAAAUCAUAGCGGAAGCGCGUAAGAAAAUUUUGAGGAUGGCAAAUAAACAACAAAUGAAUGAAGUCGAGUCAAUUACAGAUGAAACCAGCGAUAAAACAAAUCGUGGAGCUCAUGUGGUCGCACCGUGUCCUCAUGAUGGAACUUGUCCUUUGAUAGCUUCAAGAAAUUGGUGUCAUUUUUCUCAACGUAUUAACAGGCCGUAUUAUCUCAUGAAAACAAAAAAUGUGAAGAAGGACAACUUUGAAGAUUCAAAAUAUAGUUAUGUCAUUCUAAGAAAAGGAAAACGUCCAACACAAAUCACCGUAGACGUCGAUGAAAAGCGCGAUUUAACGGCCGAGGCUUAUUAUUGGUCACGUUUGAUUAUGCCGCCUAUGAAGCGAAGCGAACACGUUGUUAUGGAUUAUUGUUAUAUCGAAAGAGGCAUUAUUCCAAAAUCUCAGGGGAAGACACCAUAUCGGGAUGCACGUAAAUCCAUGUGGGGUGAUUUGUUUCCACAUGAACCAAAGAAACCUGCAGUACGAAGGCUCAUUUCACAAAGAAGCAAGCAAUUAGAUGUAAAGAGUCAAGAAAAAGACCAAAUGCGAAUUCCUAGUGGACAAAAGAUUAGUAAAAAGAAAGAUCUAUCUUUAAUAAGAGAAGGAAGACUUAGGAAAAAAGAGCGCGAGAAUGAUGUAGGAAUGGCAUCAAUUCUCAGCUUAUGA